Messenger RNA from Centropristis striata (black sea bass), 2963 nucleotides. RefSeq names its product transmembrane protein 44 (gene tmem44). The transcript has 10 exons. The record is from RefSeq and is a predicted model, not a curated record. NCBI's taxonomy places the organism in Eukaryota, Metazoa, Chordata, Actinopteri, Perciformes, Serranidae. The coding region runs from base 100 to 1446 and encodes 448 amino acids.
GGCACUUCCGUUCCGCUCUUGUGCGUCUGAAGGCUGCACAACUGUUGCAUGGAUUAGUUUCUUCUAGCACCAAGACAUGUAAACAUAUCUGUAGUUAGUAUGGGGGGACGUGCGCAGACACGAGAGGGUCAGAUGCGAGGAAAUCCCGACACUUUCUUCUUCGGUUUGGUUGAAUUUUGCGUCGAUUCAGUCACCACCUGUUUCUCUCAUGACGCAGACAAACUUUGCGUCCCCAUCGGUCUCUGCUGUCUGUCUGCGCUGCUUUUACUGCUGUCAUGCUUCCUGCUCGUGUAUCAGAGGUGCACAUUUCGGGGAGGAAAUCCGAGAGAAACCAUCACUUUCCUCUACAGCCUCCUCGGUAACCUGUGCAGCACAACUGGAGCCAUUCUGUCCGGACAGCUGCAUAUUCAGGUUCUGAUGGGAGCUUUUGCUGCUGCUUUGGAUGCUGUCAGUUUUAUUUCUGUGCUGCUGUGCUGGAACUCAAAGGCAGAAAAGAGGCUGAGGGUGAUCUGGGGGCGGAGGAGGCAGCACCUCCUUGCAGUGUGUGUACUGAUGGUGGUUGCAGGAGGUUUUCUGAAGUCCAGGGUGGCCCAGAGUCCAGAGGACGGCCCUCUCAGCAGGAGGAGACUGCUGCAAGCCACCUUUCAAGAAAACACUGAAAUCCUGGGUUACAUCCUUGGCCUGCUGUCCUUUGUUAUCGCCUGCACCUGCAGGUUUCCUGCACUCUGCAGAGCUCACAGAGGACAGAUGUUGCCCCGGGCCUACGUGUUCUCUGGACUGCUGUGCUCUCUGGCCGGUGCCCUCUACGCUGCUGCCAUACUCCUCUAUGAUACUCACUUCACGUUUCUUCUAAGAGCCAUGCCGUGGCUGCUGUCAGCAAUAUGCUGUGUCACCCUGGACCUGUUUAUUGUUGUCAUCCAUUGUUUGAAGAGAGGAACCAGACAGCAGCUUACCAGAUUUUCUCUGGACACACAGAGCCUUUUAGGUGACUCGGGCAUUUCCACUGAGGAUAAUGCUGCCAUGAAGAAACAGAGAGAACAGCAAGUUCGUUCUUCAGCGGGGACAAAAGCAAAAAAUGUCCAGAAGAUGACUGAGAUGGGCCGUUAUAUGGAUGUCAGUGUUCAACCUGCAGGAAAGAUAUGCCUUAAGGAGGUAAAGUUGUCCAAGGAGGAGGCAGAAGCUCGGGCUCUCAAUGGGACAGUGCGAGUGAUCAGAGUCAGCGGUUUCUGUUCCUCAGAAUCAUCCUGUGACUCUUCAGUCAGCUCUGAUCUGGAGUGGGAUUGUGAAGAGGCAAACACCCGGUGGAGUGAACCAACAGCAAAACAACAGGGGGGGCAGCAGUUUCCACUGCAAGAGUGGCCAAAAAACCCCAAACCUUUUAACAUCUGUGCCAUGUUUGACCUCCCACAGGGGGAAGACGUCUCUUCUGUGAGCUUUGCAAAAUGACAAACAAAUAUAACUCCAAAUAAAUAUUGUGAGUCACAUGUGGUGCAUUGAUUUAAGGGGAAAUAAAAAAGAGCUAACACUUACCUCUUAUCUAUCUUAUUUCUACUCAAGAGAUUAGCUAAAGUGUGAAUAAUAAUAAUGUAUGUCUAAUGUAUGUGUCCCAUCACCCCAAUAGGAUAGUGUUGGUUAAAAUAAUGGUGAAAAGUGCUUUUGGUCUUUUGGUUGGUAUUGUUGCAUUCUAGUUGCAUUGUGCAGCAUUGUCUAGACCAGUGGUUCCCAACCUUUUUCUUGAGGGACCCACAUUUUUACCAUUGUAAACUUUGGGGACCCCCCCUCUUUGGUUUGAGUUUUUGCCGCACAGUGAUGUGACACAUAUCUUUGUAAUCAGCGUAGUUUCUGCUUUCACGGGACACCAAGUUUGUGUGGACUUUCGCUUUUAAGAGGUUACAGUUUAACCCUUAUAUGCUUAAUUACUUACUUUUACCAUUUGUUGUGAGCUUGUAGAUUCACUUUUUUUCAAAUUUAUAGGUAUAGAUGUAUAUAUUUAACCCAUUAGAUUUAUUACACCCCUUAAAAUCCCCCCCGUGGAUCUUUGGCGCCCCCCUGGGGGGGUCUGGCCCCACCGGUUGGGAAUCAGUGGUCUAGACUAGAGCUCAAACUCUGUCCUGACUGCAUUCAUCAAGCCCUCUGAGAACUGAGAUCUGUUCGGACGGUUUACAGAAAACACCUCCCCUAAUAAAACAAUAUUGCAACCCUGUUGCCUUGCAGGGUUAUUGGGUCAUAUCCUGUAUUUUGCUAGUAAACCCGGGUUAUCAGGGCUGGACUGGGGAAAGUCCCGGCAGAGCAGAUAAGCACCAGACUAGACGACCAGGGCUCCUCUGUCCUCUCCAUCAUCCCACAGACCUCUGUCCAUCUGCCUGCUCCAGGGCUUUAGUUGACGAUGCAGGAGCAACAGACUGGGCCAUUUUUAACUGAAGGGACUUCCUAAAACCUGAUAACGGAACAAUACACAGAUUAGAGCAAAGUUAUGGAGUGCAAUUUACUCCUCCCUGUUACAUUUCCUCCAGUGACAUGUCUGUAAGAGACAAAUGACUGGGAAACAACUAAUGAAGGGUAACAAAGCAAUUGCUGAUAUCAGCAGGAGAAAUUAAUGUAACCUAACACUUUGUUUGGCAUGUAAACAUGACACGAUAGGUCGGACUGGGAGAUAAUUCAAUAAUAUUGUUAAUUGAAUAUCAACAACAUCAUAUUGAGAUAUGAUCUUAUCAUGCUAUUUUUCAACCAGUUCUGUUCAUGAAUAUUAUUUUUAUUAUUUUUAAUUAUUUGAUAUAAAUUAAUGCUUUUGUUUAGCACAUGAAAAAUAGGUCCUGUAUUUUUUUACACUGAAAAAAGUAACUGCUUUCAUCAUUUUUUUGGGAUCAUUCUAUAAGUGGUUUUAAAUGUGUCAUUUCAUGAAAUCGCUAUAAUUCUGCAAUAACAUUUUUAACCAUGUUGUCCAGACCCCUUUAUAAAGAAAU